Molecule: messenger RNA, 1699 nt
Organism: Alligator mississippiensis (American alligator)
Lineage: Eukaryota; Metazoa; Chordata; Crocodylia; Alligatoridae
Product: carboxypeptidase A1
Exons: 12
Coding region: 284-1552 (422 amino acids)
Biological process (GO): proteolysis
Molecular function (GO): metallocarboxypeptidase activity; zinc ion binding
Source: RefSeq, a predicted model, not a curated record
GCUCAUGGCCGUGGAUCAGAGCCACCCAAGGAUCAAGGGUUGGUGUUUUCUACACUUGGUGCAAUGAUUCAUCACUCGACACUGAAUGGGCUUAUCUCCACGUCCUCCGGGGCUCGCAGCAGCUGGCAGCUUACUCACCCAGUCUCCAGUGUUAUCUCUGAUCCUGCUCUGGGACUGGACGUGAACCAUAGCUCCUGAAAGGAAGGUCCUUGAGGAACUUUGGCUGGAAAACCAUCGUAUAUAUAGGACGCGGCAACUGCGCGCUGUAAUCCCUGUGCUGAUCAUGACGGGUCUUCUGGUCUUCGGUGCUCUUCUGGCAGUUGCCUGCAGCCAAAAGCUGUUUGUGGGGGACCAAGUUCUCCGCAUCUCCGCCAACAAUGAGGAGCACGUUGCAUUGCUCAGGGGAUUAGAGGAGUUGGAAGACCUGCAGCUUGACUAUUGGGCUGCCCCUGCCAAGCCUGGCCUCCCGGUGGAUAUCAGAGUCCCCUUCCCGAGCCUCCAGCCUGUCAAAAUCUUCCUGGAGUCUAACGGCAUUCCCUACACCAUCAUGAUAGAGGACGUGCAGACAUUGCUGGACGAGGAGAAAGAAGCCAUGGAGAGGGCCAGAAAAUUGGAGAGAAGCAGCAGCGGCUUUGAUUUCUCCACCUACCACACCAUAGAAGAGAUCUACAGCUGGAUGGACGAUCUCGUGGCCCAACAUCCCGACCUGGUCAGCAAAAUUCAGAUUGGAGAGAGCUAUGAAAAGCGGCCUCUUUAUGUGCUUAAGUUCAGCACAGGGAGAACUGUGAAAACUCACCGUCCUGCCAUUUGGAUUGAUACCGGCAUUCACUCUCGGGAGUGGAUCACCCAGGCGACCGGCGUGUGGACGGCCAACAAGAUAGCCACUGAAUAUGGCAAGGAUGCCUCCCUCACUGCCAUCCUAACCAGCAUGGACAUUUUCCUCGAGAUAGUCACCAACCCCGAUGGCUUUGCUUAUACUCACAGCCAGAACCGCAUGUGGCGAAAGACCCGGUCCAUCAAUGCUGGAUCUUCCUGUAAAGGUGUGGACCCCAACAGGAACUGGGAUGCAGGCUUUGGAGGCCCUGGUGCCACCAACAAUCCCUGCUCAGAAACCUACCAUGGACCCUACCCCUUUUCCGAGAGCGAAACAAAGUCCGUUGCAGACUUCAUCCUCAGCCAUGGAAAGAUGAAGGCCGCGAUCUCCAUCCACAGUUACUCUCAGAUGCUGAUGUUCCCUUAUGGCUACAAGGAAGAGCCUGCUCCUAACCAUCAGGAACUGGACGAUCUAGCCAAAGAGGCAGUGGAUGCCUUAGCUGCGGUACACGGGACUCAGUACAGAUACGGGAGCACGAUCCACACCAUUUACCAAGCUGAUGGCAUCACCAUUGACUGGACCUAUGAUAAUGGUGUCAAGUACUCCUACACCUUUGAGCUGCGAGACACCGGCCGUUACGGCUUCCUCCUGCCAGCCGCUCAGAUCAUCCCAACGGCGGAGGAGACGUGGCCGGCUCUGAUGAAGAUCAUGGUGCACGUCCACGAACAUCCCUAUUAACAAAACAAAACAAAACAAAACAAAACAAAACAAAACAAAACAAAACAAAACAAAACAAAACAUGAGUUGCAGCUGCCAAGCCAAAUCCUUAAGCCAAUCCUUGUGAGUGGGCAUCACACCAAAUAAAGGAUGCAGCUCCACACCUUA